Messenger RNA from Procambarus clarkii (red swamp crayfish), 810 nucleotides. NCBI's taxonomy places the organism in Eukaryota, Metazoa, Arthropoda, Malacostraca, Decapoda, Cambaridae. The record is from RefSeq and is a predicted model, not a curated record.
UCGACCCCAGCCAGCAUACUAGCAGAAGGUCUCCAGACACUAGCAAUUUUAGCUAAAGAGAACCUUCAUCGUGAAUAUUUGAAAAUAAACUCAGCUCUCCAGAAAAAAUGUGAAUAUAUGAAGCGAAGUUUAAAUAUUGAGGACCUAAAUUAUCUGAAGCCUUCAAACAAGAAAGGAAAAGGAGAAAAUUACUGCAGGAUUAUUGAAAUCAAUCAAACACAACGUUCAAACUUAUCAGAAGAGCCUGUUGUACCAGCACAUCCACCUAAUACCUGCCCGAACUGCAGUGAGAGCAAGUUCACAAUUUUAAGCUCCAAUAAUUUGUGCAUCUUUGUAACUUUAAGUGGAAGGUAUGAUCUGUAUACCCCAAUAUUUAGGUGCAAGUGCGGAUAUGUAGAUGAAGAACUUGGGAAAGCCAUGCACCAGUCUGGUUUUUAUUCAACUGGAAGAAAUAGUAGCACUUUCUACAGCAUAAAUCUAUUGGAUUCCUGGCAUUUUCUCAAGAGAAGCAGCCCUGGAACUUCUCUUCAGGCUUUAGUUAGUGCACUGGAAUUAUUUGGUGCUUCUCGAGGGCGUCAUGGUCCCAUCAAUUUUGAAACAACAAAAAGAGUCUUCUUUGAAUGGCGUUUCCAUCAGUAUGAACUUGGGAGAAUAAAAGGAGAAUUUGACAAGGGGUGCCCUGCAUGUGAUACAACACCUGUGGUUGUACAUAUUGAUGGCAACAAGAAACUGUAUCGUUACAACAAAGUUGGGAGAGCGUACAGAAGAACUGACAGAGGGGGCACUCUUUUGGAAUCACAGAAAAAUUAA